AUGGAAUCACCUGGCCCUUCAACGCCGCCGGCCACCAUUGGCCUUGUCCGGGCCGAUCUAGCUGAGAUGUGGGCAGUUGAUCUCCCUCAAAGUCCCAGUCCAAGAAUCCCAGCGCCUGCGUUCGGCGCUAGUGACUUCAUCGAUUUCGACGUCGUUGAAGCUCCCAAGAUCGGCCGGCCAAAUGCAAGGCGAGACCCCCUUCCAGACAUGCUGGCUGGUGCUCUCACCCCAACACCAGCACCGGAAUCACCCACGCAUCGUAGGAAAAGACCAGUGAAUUACCCCUCGUCAAAACGGAAGACGGCGUUAGAGGCGUCCCCAGCCAACUCAACCAUUGCCGAGCAUCACCAGCAACGUGAGUCCAACAACAGGGUGGCAGACGUUUCCGCGAAAGGCAAGGCUCGGACAAAGCAGGCCAAGAUUCUUCCAGAGACUGGUGACGAGGCUCCAUCAUAUAUCAAGACAAAGCGACAGAAGCAUAGUGAAGAUGUGUUCGAGAUCAGCGACAGCACAGAUGGCGAAGGAGAUACCAGGCCCCAGAAGCGGCAAGCCAAACGCCCAUCACCCAAAAGUUCUCGCGCUCCGAACGGCAAGACCGCUCAAACUGCUACUGCCGAUGACCGUCUGCCAGUUGGCAAGAGAAAAAGGAGCAGUCGAACCUCAAGAUUGCAGAACGAAUCCGCAGCUCAAAGCGGAAACUCCCGUGAUCCAGAACAAUGCCAGACUCUUGCAGAGGCGCCGCAUGUGCCGCCGCAGCGUAAACCAGAAGGCGGUCCAAGGCGACCUCUACGCGAGAAUACAUCCGCCAUGGCCCAACCAGACCUUGGUGAUAUAGUACAGGUCGACCUCUCCGGAUCACCUUUCCAUAUCGCGGAUGACCUGGCGGGGACGAAUUCCUCUGAUGAUUUGAGGACUCCUCCGCCUCCACCAAGAGCGGAUGAACCUGCUAUUCCGGCGAAAGCUCGGGGUGAGACAGUCAUUAACUCUCACAGUCACGCUUCGCAGGCAAGAGUUCAGCUGGCUUUGGGGUCGACGUCCCCAUUGUCUGCGGACCAAAUCAGCACUGUCAGCCGACCCAGCUCUAUCAGAGACAACCAUGAUAUUGCGCACAACCGGAUUCAGGAGACCAGAUCCAGCGGUCUUAGUUGGCCAUCUCAACAGGCCACGGUGUGCAUAACGCGACAGGCCGCUCCUCCCCCCUCUCAGCCCCGGCCAUCCCUGCAGCUGGAAGCAUCGGCGCUGUCCAGAAAGCUCGCAAAAGGGGAUCCAAAACGCAGGGUUGCCGGCAACUUGCUUCCUCGUUCGCAAAUCAGUCAGCCUGAAGAUGCUUUGCCCUCUGCAAACUCCACGCCAAAGUUGGAUGCGGAAGGGGCACGUAUGAACCCCCAGAACAUCUGGACUCAAGCUGUCAUGGACGAUUCACCGCCAGCGAUUCUGCAUAGAAUUGUCACUCUGUUGCAUCGUUCCCUCAAGCCUAAAGAAGAGGUUGUCCGGGAUAUCGUAGGCGAGUACCAAGAGAAGGCAUCACUCCUGCUAGAAAAUAUGAGAACGCGCCAUCACCAGGAGAAGAGUGAGACGCUAUCAAGCCUUUGGAAGGCGUCCAGCGCCACCUUUACUGUCCUCUCGAUCGCAGAACAGGAGAUGAAGAUUAUCAUUGAUAGACUUCACGAUCUGGACCUGACUCAAACACUGGCGUCUUUCAAACGGACAGAUCUGAUGGAGAAGCUUGAUACGGUCGCUCGCUUGUGCCAGGCUAGGGCGAGCAACUACACGGCGGACGAAAAUCGGGCGGGCUCGGAAGCUCAUGAAAACGAGGGCUCGAAAGAAACAGAUGACGGAAGUGCUGACAGUCUUGUGGAGAAUUAUCGGCUGAAGCUCGAAGACGGAAUUCGCCAGCCCGAUGAUGAGACAAGCGCGGCAUAUCGGCAGCUAAGUGCAGAGGCCGACAUGUUCAUCACACAAUGUCUUCAGGGCGGACGCAGGGAUAAUGCUCGCCCUGAUGCUCGCCCGAGUAACAACACCGAAAAGAAGACAAAAACGGCCAACAGAACUACGGAUGAUGCCCUGGAGGAAUUCUUGGACCGAAUUAUCAACACAUUGCAAGAGAGCACUGAUGGUGGCUCCAGUCAUCCCAGCUGUGAUGAUGACAGGAAGAUCAUAUAA
This is a messenger RNA of Canariomyces notabilis, 2163 nucleotides long. RefSeq lists its product as uncharacterized. The transcript has 2 exons. Bases 1 to 2163 code for a protein of 720 amino acids. The record is from RefSeq and is a predicted model, not a curated record. Lineage: Eukaryota; Fungi; Ascomycota; Sordariomycetes; Sordariales; Chaetomiaceae.